Messenger RNA from Trametes versicolor FP-101664 SS1, 1207 nucleotides. RefSeq names its product aromatic compound dioxygenase. The transcript has 8 exons. The coding region runs from base 68 to 958 and encodes 296 amino acids. Gene Ontology annotation, molecular function: ferric iron binding; catechol 1,2-dioxygenase activity. The record is from RefSeq and is a predicted model, not a curated record. NCBI's taxonomy places the organism in Eukaryota, Fungi, Basidiomycota, Agaricomycetes, Polyporales, Polyporaceae. Gene Ontology annotation, biological process: catechol-containing compound metabolic process.
GAACGGGAUCCCGCCCCCGCCGUUCAAGCUUCCGUACCCUGAGAGCGCGGAUGUCAUUACAGCCAAUAUGCUGAAGCUCACGGACCUGACUCCGGACGAUCGGAAGCGUUUCCUUCUCAAGAACCUCGUCACCCACCUGCAUCAGUUCGUCCGAGAGACAAGCCUGACCACACAAGAAUGGGAGGAAACCAUAUUCUUCCUGACGGCGACUGGACAGAAGUGCACGCCGCUCCGCCAAGAAUUCAUCUUGCUCUCGGACGUCCUGGGUGUCUCGGCCUUGGUCGACGCGAUCAACAACCCUCCGGUCCACGGCGGAACGGAAAGCAGCGUGCUCGGGCCGUUCUACACGGACGACUCGCCCGAUCUCCAGAACGGCGACUCGAUCGCGUCCGAGGACAAGGGCGACUACAUGUACGUCGAAGGCCGCGUUCUGAGCACGGAUGGGACGCCCGUCCCGAACGCGACGAUCGAGACCUGGGAAACGGACGGCCACGGUUUCUACGAUACGCAGUACGCGGUGCGUGACAAGCCGGAUUGCAGAGGGCGCGUCCAUGCAGACAAGGACGGGCACUUUGGCUACCGUGCUGUGGUUCCCGUCGCGUAUCCGAUCCCGGGAGACGGUCCUGUCGGCAACCUGCUUCUUGCGACGGGCAGGCACAACAUGCGGCCGAACCACUUGCACAUGAUGGUCGAGGCUCCUGGGUUCCGGAAGCUCACGAGCGCCUGGUACCCAGAAGGCGAUGAGUGGCUCGAGAGCGAUGCGGUGUUUGGUGUCAAGAAGUCCUUGGUUGUGGGUCUCUCGGAGGUGCGCGACGAGGCGGAGGCGCGCAAGCGCGGCUUCCCGAAGGGCGGAAGCUUCAAGCUGCUGCACCGCGACAUCAUUCUGGUCCCGGAGGAACAGUCGAAGCAGGCUUUCGAGCAGAACGCGAAGGCUGCGGCCAAGAGCGCGCAGGCCUAGUCUCUGCAUACGAGGCUACUAACCCCAACGGUGAAUUUGCAACGGAACGGGUUACUUACCAGGAAGCGUCCCACAGCAAUUGUAGGCGGUGUACUUGUAUCUGGAGGGUGUGGUGGACUUAUCAGCUACGUUUUCCUGUUCAGCUAUCGGUAUCCAGAGCCAGGAGAGCGGAAGUACGAAACAUCGGAUGUGGCUACGCAUGAUUAUGGGUUAUUUGUACGGCAUACUGACGCGAACAUGGUUCCAUUC